AUGGAGCUCGGUAUCACAGAAGAAGAGGCCACUAAGGAGAUUGCCGGAAAAUACUGCAGGCCACCUCCACUGAAUUCUGAACAAGCGAUGUUCUACACUGAGGAACCACCACAGAUUAUCGAUGGGAAUCGUUCCGAGGAAAAAUCGAUAAGUGAUGAGGCGCUAAUCGAUGCGAUGUUCAGUGAAGUACUGGAUGGUGAGGCAAGUGAGAGGACGAGUGUGGGAGCUGAUUCCAUCUCACGGAAAGUUGCUCUCCAGGAACAACAGGAUACGUCGAGCUUGAACGGUGGCAAAACAAAGCUCGAGAAAUCGCAGAGCCUCGAUAACUGGUAUGAUCACCCGGCAGUCCAUGACGAUGAGGAAGAUGUACAGGAUUACGUCUCCGACCUGCUCAGCCAAUCAAUGAGCGAAGCUAUUUUCUCGGCAUCAAUGAAAUUAGAAAGAAACCGACUCAAAAGUGAAAGCGUAGAGGAAGAGGGCGAGCAGGAGUCCGACACUAAUAGCCGAGAAGGAAAGGAGAACACGAACACUAAGGCAGAGGUGGAUCAGGGAAGCCAAAGCGAGGACCCGAUUCUGAAGGCGGUAUUCACUUCGAGCAUCGACAACCCACAAUUCAUGGAGUCGGUCAUUUCCUAUCCUUCUUCGGUGCAUUCUCCUCACUACACCUCAUCAACGCUCACAACUCCAGGCACUGCCAAGACGAAGGACGAACCUGACGUCUUUUUCGCCUCUGAACCUCCUCCUUCUCAUGCCAACGAAGGUGACGCCACUUAUGUAUCAAGCGCAAGUGUGAUGAUGAACGACACGCACUCGUCCUCCGAAGGCGAUUUCGAUGACGAUCACAUCAUCAAAUUGGUGUUUUCUGAACUGCCGGACACAGCCAAACGACCACUUUCGAAGACGGUCGAAACGGCAAGAACACGACCGCCUAAUAUGGAGACUAUGGAGGAGGCAAUGGAGGAGUCAUGUCAGACGCCGAACAGCUCAGUGGAUUCU
Ostertagia ostertagi is the source of this 996-nucleotide messenger RNA. Lineage: Eukaryota; Metazoa; Nematoda; Chromadorea; Rhabditida; Trichostrongylidae. The record is from the annotation of a GenBank genome assembly.